AUGGCUAUGGAGCUAAGCAUUUUGACGCUGAAUAUUUGGGGCAUUCCGUACGUGUCGAAGGAUCGGGAGGUACGCGUGAAGGCCAUCGGAGAUGUGCUGGCCAGCGGUAACUAUGAUAUCGUGUCACUGCAGGAAGUGUGGUCAGACAGCGACUAUCAGUAUUUGAGGCAGCGGGUGGAAAAUGUGCUUCCGUUUUGCCACUAUUUCUACAGUGGAGUCGUCGGUUCAGGGUUAGCGAUUCUCUCGCGCUAUCCGAUUGUAUCGGCUUUCUUCCAUGCCUGGUCCGUGAACGGGUACAUCCAUCGCAUUCAGCACGGUGACUGGUUCGGUGGAAAAGGGGUCGGUAUGGCCAAGAUCGCCGUCAACGAUCAGCUGGUGCAUGUGUACGUCGCUCAUCUUCAUGCGGAAUACAAUCGGCAGUGUGACGACUACAUGGCUCAUCGUGUAAUACAGGCACACGAUACGGCUCAGUUUAUUGAGAGUACGCGCGGACAGUCGGUGCUGCAGGUGCUAGCCGGCGAUCUCAAUACAGAACCGGGCGAUCUCGCUUACCGUGUGUUGGUAACCAGCUCAAAACUGAAGGAUUCGUACGAUCGUAAAGCGAUCGGUAGUGCCGUUGGCACGAAUGAAUGUCACACGAACAGCUACACCGAUCCGACGGCGGCUAAACAGCAACCGAACGGGAAACGGAUCGACUACGUCAUGUAUCGUAUAGGGGACAAUUACGAAGGACGUUUGUUGGAGCAUCGAUUACCACUGCCAGAGCGAGUGCCGGGCCAAACGUGUAGCUACUCAGACCAUGAGGCCGUAUAUGCCAAAUUGAUACUGAAAAAAAGUUCGUCCACUUCCACCAUCCAGAACCUGAUCGCCUGCAACAGUGGCAAAGUGCGAGACGAGGAAAGUUGCAGCCGAGAAUCGCGAGAGGAAGUGGCACGGGAAGCAGUGCUGGCACUGCGUGAAAGUGUGGCCAUAUGCAACGAGAGUCUAAAACAGCUGGAAUCGCACAGGCGCAGCUACACCCUGAUGGCGAUCGGGGUGAUCAUCGUGUUGAUCAAUUUGCUCGAACUGCAGGCGCCGUACGGGUUGAAGAUUGCAUUUUUGGUGCUCAAAUUUCUGCUCUGUGCCGUCAUCAUAUUCUUCGUCGUAAUGGCCACUAUCUGGAACGUGAUGGAGAAGCACGGCAUACUCGCGGGAAAACUUUCGAUGGAAAUUGCCCUUAAAGGGUACAGCCUCGACGGGGCGACCGGCGGUUACGGUGCGACGAGUGAAAAAUGA
Anopheles marshallii is the source of this 1275-nucleotide messenger RNA. It is a transcript of the gene nSMase, whose product is annotated as putative neutral sphingomyelinase. The transcript has 4 exons. Gene Ontology annotation, cellular component: cytoplasm. Gene Ontology annotation, molecular function: sphingomyelin phosphodiesterase activity. Lineage: Eukaryota; Metazoa; Arthropoda; Insecta; Diptera; Culicidae. The coding region runs from base 1 to 1275 and encodes 424 amino acids. The record is from RefSeq and is a predicted model, not a curated record.